AUGGCAGGUGAGCUUGUUAGGGUGAUGCAGUGGGAGGGAGAAUGUUUCGGGAGGCUAUGGACUGCCAUUGAUGUAAUCAUGCACGUCAUUGUUCUUCUGGCUAUGCAUGGCCUCGCUCUUCUAGCGCCGUUUCAUUUCAGCUGGUCUGCAUUUUGGACGGCCAUGGUGAUCUUCUAUGUCACCGGUCUCGGCGUAACUGUCUCUUACCAUAGGAACCACCGGAGUUUUAAGCUUCCAAAAUGGCUCGAGUACUCUCUUGCUUAUUGCGCCGUUCUUUCACUUCAGGGGAGUCCGAUUGAUUGGGUGAGCACACACAGAACCCACCAUAGGUUUGCAGACACAUCGAGUGACCCUCAUACACCAUUGAAGGGGUUUUGGUAUAGUCAUGUUGGUUGGAUCAUUGCUUAUCAUUCUCGCUUUGCCACUGAUGAAGCAAAGUUACUGAAGAACGUUGAAGAUUUAAAGAAGUGGUACUAUAGGUUUCUGCAUUAUACGUACCACUUUCAUGCAGUUCUCUUUGGAGUUGUAUUGUAUGCAGCAGGAGGACUACCCUUUCUAGUAUGGGGACUGGGUGUCAGGAUGGUAGUUACCCACCACAUAACGUUUUAGAUAAAUUCGAUUUGCCAUAUUUGGGGAAAGCAAGUUUGGGAAACCCAUGAUUAGUUGAAAAACAAUUGGUUUUUUGGAGUGCUAGCACUUGGUGAAGGAUGGCAUAAUAACCACCAUGCGUUUGAGUACUCAGCUCGACAAGGUCUGGAGUGGUGGCAUGAUGUUGCAUGGUAUUUCAUUAGGUUUCUGGAAGCUAUUGGUUUGGCGACGGAUGUUAAGCUCCCCAGUGAAUCUCAAAUGAAACAAAAAAAUUUAUGCAACAAACUGAAAUGA
Molecule: messenger RNA, 882 nt
Organism: Fragaria vesca subsp. vesca
Lineage: Eukaryota; Viridiplantae; Streptophyta; Magnoliopsida; Rosales; Rosaceae
Product: delta-9 acyl-lipid desaturase 1-like
Source: RefSeq, a predicted model, not a curated record